UUUGUAAGUGUUCCAGCCUCUAUAUAAGAGGUUGUUACUGUUAGUUACAGUUCCAGUUUUCAGUUGUAACAAAAACGCGAUUGUUAAAAUAGAUUAAGUCACACUUUUCAUUCCUUUCUUUAGCUACAGCUCAUGCUUAGCCCUCUUUUCUAUUUUCUUCUGAUUUUUCGUUCACUUCUUCUCAAAUUAGUUCAAGAAUCUUCAUGGUAUCAGAGCCACCGACAUACGUCCAUGGCGAAUCUGACUUCUGAGAUCUUGGAUUCUGGUUCGAAACUUGUUAAAGAGCAGAUUGACAGUGCGAGGGCAAUGAGUUCAGUAGCCCACUCUUCACUUCCAACUCUUUCAGUCAAAUUAGGGGAAAAGAACUACAGUUACUGGAGAUCUCAAACUCUACCUGCACUUGCUGCUUACGAGCUCGAUGGCUUUGUAACAGCUACUGGAGGUUCUUCACUAAGUCCUACUACACCCAAAUAUCAUUCACAAGUACAUGAAGUUCAGUCCUUUACUCAGUCUGGGUCUGUGAAUUCUACCAACAACUCAACAGUGGGGUAG
This is a messenger RNA of Pistacia vera, 552 nucleotides long. RefSeq lists its product as uncharacterized. Lineage: Eukaryota; Viridiplantae; Streptophyta; Magnoliopsida; Sapindales; Anacardiaceae. The record is from RefSeq and is a predicted model, not a curated record. The transcript has 2 exons. The coding region runs from base 133 to 552 and encodes 139 amino acids.